CGAUUUGAACCGCUUGUUGUCAAUCGGUCUGGUCGGUGCUGGCCCCUACGCUCUCAUUUACUUGGGAAAAUAUGGGUUCUACUUCCUAUAAUCCCGAUGGUUAGUCUCCCAUUUCUGUGAUCGUUCUCUUUGAUCAACACCCUUUCCGCUGCUUCUCCUAGCGCACCAAUCGAGCAGGGAAGAGUUGUUGGCUUUGAGCAGGAAGAGUUCGAUAGGUUUAUGCAAAUGGCGACCAAGGCGCUUCGGCCUAGGAAGGCAAAGCUGCAAGAGCGAAACGACGACCGUGUCGAACUUUCGCCGAUGUGGUUGUCCAACCUAUGGGAAUCCCAGUCGACUUAUCCAGACCGUUUACCCACAUACUUGGAUAUGCAUCUCGGAACAAGUCAGCCACUUCAUUCCACAUUGCUGAAGGGUGUAUCCGGGAGGGGCGCAGGAGAAGCGGAUGAUAUCACCAUUAGCUAGGGAGCAAAGGGAUGCUGGCAGAACAGAAGCUAACGACCUCCUGCCAUACAGGUGAACCAAGCCCAUUGUCGUCCCCCGUGGGACCCCUUUCCGCGUCGCCCGAGUCGGACCCUUUUAUGAGACGCCUCUCUGGGCACACUGAGGACUCGAUGAAAUACUCUGCAGA
Messenger RNA from Aspergillus vadensis CBS 113365, 628 nucleotides. RefSeq lists its product as uncharacterized. NCBI's taxonomy places the organism in Eukaryota, Fungi, Ascomycota, Eurotiomycetes, Eurotiales, Aspergillaceae. The annotation marks the transcript as partial. The transcript has a single exon. The record is from RefSeq and is a predicted model, not a curated record.